CCAACUCCCAUCAUCACAAUUCCCAAGGUCGUGACACAAUGUCUGAACAUUUCGACUCACUUGUAUCUCCCAAAGCAUCUGACUCCGGCCUUCAUAUCCAACUUCACCCUCUAAUCCUACUCACGAUCUCCGAUCACAUCACCCGCCACGCAGCCCGAUGCCAGCAGGGACCCAUAGUCGGAGCGCUGCUGGGCCAGCAGAACGGCCGUGAAAUCACCUUAGAGCAUGCUUUCGAGUGUCUGGUAACGGAAGGGCCGAACGGGGAGGCUCAAAUUCCGGAUAACUGGUUUGUAGAGCGAGUCCAGCAAUUCAAGGACGUGCACAAAGCGCCGGCGCUCGACCUAGUCGGAUGGUGGUCGACCUGCCCAUCCAGCGGCCCCAAUGCAUCCUACCUACCCAUCCACCGCCUGAUCCUCGAGAAGCACAAUGAAUCCGCGGUAUUUCUCGCAUUCCACCCUGCCGAGGUGGCCGGAGCAUCCUCAAAAGGCGGCAAACUGCCUCUCACCAUCUACGAGAGCGUGUACGAAGGAGGCGAGAAUGCCAACACCAAUACCAUGCAAGUCGACAGCGAGGACCAGCCACCAACGUUAAGCAUCAAGUUCCGCGAACUCCCUUACUCCAUCGAGACCGGCGAAGCCGAGAUGAUAGGCAUCGACACCGUCGCACGAACCGCCCGCAACGCAGCCAUCUAUCCCUCGAGCACCAACACAGACCCAUCGCAAAUUAGCAAGGCCAAACAAUCAACCAAGGAACAACAGCAACAACAACAACAAUCAUCAACCGAACCAUCAGCCCUCCUCUCGCCCGAAGAAGAAGAGCUAAUCGCCAGCCUCAACACUCGCCUCAACGCCAUCCGAACCCUCGAAUCCCGAAUCUCACUCAUCAAAUCCUACGUCUCCAGCAUCUCCACCUCCCCCUCCAGCACCAGCAACAGCACCACCACCCAACAACCCACAACAACAACAACAACAACAACCCUCUCCCACCCCAUCCUCCGCAACAUCAACGCCUGCCUCUCCCACCUCUCCCUUCUCACCCCUCCCGCCAAUAGCGCCCUGAACCGUGAAACCCUCGCCCAGGCCAACGACGUCCACCUCGUCGCCCUCCUCGGCCAACUCAGCCAUAGCAUCAGCAACAUGCGGGAACUGGGCAGACGCACCGCCAUCCUGAACAACGCCCGGCGGACCAUGGCCGCGGCCGCGCGGAAAUCCGGCCUGUCUGGCGGCUUGGGCUCUUUGGGUGGGAGCGGUGGUGGUGGGAGUGGCGGUGGUGUGGACCUACAGAUGCGGAUGGCGGGAUUGCAGGGGCGGUAUGGUGGGGAGGAGAUGCUCUACGGGAGAAUAGGGGGCGGCGGGGAUGGGCUAUAGAGUGAUUUUCUGAACGGAUGGAAUGAUGGGGGGGGGGUUCUCUGCCCUCAGCCAUCUGCCCCGGGAACAAUUUCAUGAAGUCGCCCCAUUAUUGUUCCAUCCUUUAAAUACGUAAUGAGAUUAUGGUUGAAAUGUUUCUUUCGUGUAGAUAGAAUGAGGAAUGUCCGGAUUCCUCAUCCUUACGGGCGAAGACACAUCGAGUUUGUGGCAAUAAACCUACAUGCAGAGAUCCUCCAACUCUAUGAGAGGUCGAGAACAUAGACAAAGAGUGCAGACCCACUCCUCUCCAAACCAGAAAACACAAGGACUUCAAGAAAAUCUCAUCAAUCCGCGAUACAAUCAAUAUUUCAUGCCAUGAUC
This is a messenger RNA of Aspergillus fijiensis CBS 313.89, 1727 nucleotides long. Its product is annotated as COP9 signalosome complex subunit 6. Gene Ontology annotation, biological process: protein deneddylation. The record is from RefSeq and is a predicted model, not a curated record. Gene Ontology annotation, cellular component: COP9 signalosome. Bases 39 to 1367 code for a protein of 442 amino acids. Lineage: Eukaryota; Fungi; Ascomycota; Eurotiomycetes; Eurotiales; Aspergillaceae. Gene Ontology annotation, molecular function: metallopeptidase activity; protein binding. The transcript is spliced from 3 exons.